Molecule: messenger RNA, 468 nt
Organism: Opisthorchis viverrini
Lineage: Eukaryota; Metazoa; Platyhelminthes; Trematoda; Opisthorchiida; Opisthorchiidae
Exons: 4
Coding region: 1-468 (155 amino acids)
Biological process (GO): actin filament depolymerization
Cellular component (GO): cytoplasm; actin cytoskeleton
Molecular function (GO): actin filament binding
Source: RefSeq, a predicted model, not a curated record
AUGGAGGUGAGAGAUCACAAAUUACAAAGUGGAACCAAAGUGCAACCUGAACAUGAUGGUAGGGCUUCCGGUGUUAAGUGUCACCAGUCCUGUAUCGAUGCCUACAACGAGCUGAAGCUCCGCAAAAACCACCGUUAUAUUUUGUUCCACAUUCGGAAUAAUGAAGAGAUCCAGGUACUGCGGAAGGCCGAUAGAAAUGCUACAUAUGAGGAUUUUUAUCAGGACCUCAUUACUGCCAUGGAUGAAGGGGAGGGUCGUUAUGCUGUUUACGAUUAUGAAGUCCCAGGCAAACUUCCUACAUUGAUUUUCAUCUCGUGGAAUCCGUCACCACUUAGUAUCAAAACAAAGCUUAUUUACGCUGCAUCCAAAGAUGCCAUACGGCUAAAGUUAAUCGGGAUCAAGCACGAGGUUGAGGCAAAUGAUAUCGAUGAAAUCGCCGAGGAGGAGCUCCGUAAAAAAGUCGAGUAA